CAACACUAUUUGCAGCAGCACAAUGGCAUUCAAGUUCGUCGUCCUGUGCGCCCUCGUGGCCUACGCCAACGCUGGUCUCCUCCGAUCGGCUCCUCUGGCCUACGCAGCAGCUCCAGUGGCCUACGCUGCAUCUCCCAUCGCCAGUGCCGUGGUUGCCAAGACCGUCGACACCGAGUACGACCCCCAUCCCCAGUACAGCUACAGCUACGACGUCCAGGACUCCCUGACCGGUGACUUCAAGGCCCAGUCCGAGACCCGCGACGGAGAUGUCGUCCAGGGCCAGUAUUCCCUCAUCGAGUCCGAUGGCACCCGCCGCAUCGUCGACUACACCGUCGAUCCCCUCAACGGAUUCAACGCCGUCGUCCGCAAGGAGCCCGUCGCCGUCGCCGUCAAGGCCGCCCCCGUCGUCGCCAAGAUCGCCACCCCCGUGGUCGCCGCUGCCCCAGUCGCCAAACUGGCCCCAGCUGCCUAUGCCGCAUACGCCCCGGCUGCCUAUGCCGCCCCGGCUGCUUAUGCCCCAGCUGCCUACGCUGCCGGCCCAGCCAUCGCCUACAAGUCGUACGCUGCCCCAGCUGCCUUUGCCCCGGCUGCCUACGCCCCAGCUGCCUACGCCGCACCAGCUCUUGCCUACAAGUCGUACGUCGCCCCAGCUGCCUACGCUGCCGCCCCGGCCAUCGCCUACAAGUCGUAUGCUGCUGCCCCUUUUGGCUACUAUCACUAA
This is a messenger RNA of Copidosoma floridanum, 721 nucleotides long. RefSeq names its product cuticle protein. Gene Ontology annotation, cellular component: extracellular matrix. Lineage: Eukaryota; Metazoa; Arthropoda; Insecta; Hymenoptera; Encyrtidae. The record is from RefSeq and is a predicted model, not a curated record.